Musa acuminata subsp. malaccensis (wild Malaysian banana) is the source of this 1980-nucleotide messenger RNA. The record is from RefSeq and is a predicted model, not a curated record. NCBI's taxonomy places the organism in Eukaryota, Viridiplantae, Streptophyta, Magnoliopsida, Zingiberales, Musaceae.
GUCUCUCCCUCACGAGCGGCGAUAGAUCCAUUUCGAAACCCUCCUCAUCUCCGCUACGCGCCCAAGAAGCCUCAUCCUCGACGGAAGCGGCGUCAAUGGAGGUUCCCAAGGAUCACAUCACCACCCUUCUCGACAACGGCCUCUUCUACUCCGCCCAGAUGCUGGGCUGCUUUCUUGUAUCUUCAGUGGUUACAAACAGUGAAGCCAGUCCAUAUCUGAAGGCUGAAAACUUGGUUCUUCAAGGUGAUGCUUUAUUCGGGGAGAAAGAAUUUCGUAGAGCCCUGAGUAUGUACAAACAAGCACUUCAACACUGCAAAAUUAUUUCAAAGCAAACAAUGAAUAAUUCUAGAAGCUCAUUUUCUGCGUCAAGUAGAUCAUCGUCACCAAAUUCAAUGAAUGUCUCCCCAGUCAAUGAAAAUGAGGUGAAGUUUAAAAUUACACUUUGUCAUUGCGCACUAAGCGAAAACCGUCCUGCUCUUGUAGAGAUGGAAGGAAUCCCUCCAAAAGCAAGAACAUUACGAAUGAAUCUUACAUUGGGGAAGCUUUAUCGGAUUUCUAGACACAACCGAUCUGCCAUUGCAUGCUACAAAGAUUGUUUAAGGAAUUGUCCAUAUGUUUUGGAGGCCAUUACAGCUUUGGCUGAGCUAGGAGUUUCUUCGAAGGAAGUAUCAUCCUUGUUCCCCCAGGUCUAUAACACCCCAAGUAGAGGAGGAAGGCCACCCUUCGAUCACUUGGAUCCAGCUCGUUGGUUGCAUCGUUAUGUAGAGGCUCAGUGCUGCAUUGCUUCAAGUGAUUAUAAAGGUGGCCUCGACCAUCUUUCCGAAUUAUUACAACAAUUUCCUAAUAAUGUGCACAUCUUAUUGGAAAUUGCAAAGGUUGAAGCUAUCAUUGGAAGACAUGAUGAAGCAAUAAUGAACUUUGAAAAGGUUCGUUCAAUUGAUCCAUUCAUUGUGACAUAUAUGGAUGAAUAUGCGAUGCUUCUAAAGCUGAAAUCUGACAUCUCUAAGCUAAAUAAGUUAGUUCAUGAUCUGCUAAACAUUGAUCCUACUAGAGCAGAAGUUUUUGUUGCAUUAUCAGCAUUAUGGGAGAGGAAGGAUGAGCGAAGAGCUUUGUCAUAUGCUGAGAAGAGUCUCAGAAUAGAUGAUAGGCACAUAUCAGGUCAUAUUAUGAAGGGUAACCUGUAUCUGUCAUUAAACCGGCCAGAUGCUGCAGUGACCGCCUUCAGAGGGGCUCAAGAGUUAAGACCUGAUCUUCGCUCGUACCAAGGACUAGUCCGUUCUUAUCUUGCUCUUUCAAAAACCAAGGAGGCUCUCUUUAUCGCGCGUGAGGCCAUGAAAUUAAUGCCUCAAUCAGCAAAAGCUCUCAAGUUAGUUGGGGAUGUUCAUGCUAGUAGUUCUAGCGGGAGAGAGAAGGCAAGGAAGUUUUAUGAAUCCGCUUUACGACUCGAGCCUGGUUUUCUUGGAGCUGCUUUAGCGUUGGCUGAGUUGCAUGUUGUUGAGGGACGACAUAAAGAUGCUGUCUCACUUCUGGAGAGGUAUGUUAAAGACUGGGCUGAUGACUCCCUGCACAUCAAGUUAGCUCAGGUUUUUGCAGCUACAAAUAUGCUUUCAGAAGCUCUGUCUCAUUAUCAAGCUGCUUUGAGGAUAAAUCCUCAAAAUGAAGCUGCAAAGAAAGGUUUGGAGCGCUUGGAGAAGCAGAUGAAGGUUUGGCUAAUGAAAAUUUGCUGCUCUUUGAUUUUUACUGCUUGGGUCCAGAAAUCCCUUUUUAUCUCUCUUCUGUGCUUGCAGGGAAUGGAUCCGGAUGCACCUGAUGAAGAAGAAGAGAAUGAAGCUGACGAUGCAGAAGGUGAUCAAGAAGAGGGUGAACUGCUCUAGUAUCUUAAUGUUAACGGGGGUGUUGGUCCCUCUACGUAGGGUGAACUUUCUCUACAUGGUGGAGGAGACAGACAGAGGCCACCAGAAUUAAAGUUUUAUCCAGAGG